CUCCACACAGAACCAGUGUGGUGCACAGACAGGCGGCAGCCCUCAGAAAGUGGGAAGUUUUUGCCAUUCUGUCAAAAAAAUAAUCACCUUCAUGUCGACUCUGUUGGAUAUUAACCCACCGAUGCUAUGGUUACCUUUAUUACGAUCUUACAGGUGAAUCUAGUGAUGUCCAUCUUGCUGUAUGUGAUGGUCCUUGUGUACCUCUAUGGUAUCCAGGCAACCAACAUGGAUGGCAGUCACCAGGGGCAACAGCAGCAGCGGCAGCCGAGUCCUGACCCUUUAAACUCUCUUGUCAUCCAGCUGCUUCAGGCAGACGUGACGAGGGGGAAGACCAGAGGGAACCACAGUCAACAGGGUAAAAGCAGGGAUACGCUGCCUCGUCUCCUCAGUGAAAACUUUGCCUUAGAGGACCAGGGCGAUGUGGAGAAAUGGGUGACAGGGGGUCGCAGCGGUGGGAGCAGUGACAGCAUGGUGGACCAGCAGGUGAUGCUGUUGAACUCGGACCUACUCAGGCAGCACAAGCGGUACAACUCGCCUCGGGUGCUGCUUAGCGACCGGCAACCCCUGGAGCCACCGCCGCUGUACCUCGCUGAUGAUUUUGUGAGCAGUGGACCAGAGGGCGGGGCAGUGGGAAACAAGACACGUAAGAAGCGUUACGCUGAGCACAAAAGCUACCGUGGUGAAUAUUCUGUGUGUGACAGCCAGAGUCAGUGGGUGACAGAUAAAACCCAAGCAGUGGAUACCAGGGGGGACCCUGUUACUGUUCUGGCCAAAAUUAAAACAAGUGCUACACAGGACAUUAAACAGUACUUUUAUGAGACACGCUGUCUGACCCCCAGGCCCUUCAAAGGUGGCUGCAGGGGCAUCGACGACAAGAACUGGAACUCGCAGUGCAAGACGACGCAGACUUAUGUUAGAGCACUGACGCAGGUUCGCAAUUCAGUUGGCUGGAGGUGGAUACGCAUAGACACUUCGUGCGUCUGCGCGUUGUCAAGGAAACGUCAUAGGACGUAAACAAAACAACACAAGCCCUGCUGGGGACUACCUGUUUGGAAUUCUUCUUCCUAUAUAGGAUUUUUUUUUCCUGUUCUCAAUGCUCCCCACCACAGGAUUAUGUGUUUCGGUGGUGAAGAGCAAAAUUCGGCUAUAGAAUGAUAUUUCUACUGAAGAAAUCUUGGGUCCAUUUGAAUGAUAUUUCACAUUACUGUGCUGCAAAUCCACAAACCGGUGCUGUUAUG
Messenger RNA from Xiphias gladius (swordfish), 1238 nucleotides. It is a transcript of the gene ntf3, whose product is annotated as neurotrophin 3. The record is from RefSeq and is a predicted model, not a curated record. The transcript has 2 exons. Gene Ontology annotation, molecular function: growth factor activity; nerve growth factor receptor binding. Gene Ontology annotation, biological process: regulation of neuron differentiation; nerve growth factor signaling pathway; negative regulation of neuron apoptotic process. NCBI's taxonomy places the organism in Eukaryota, Metazoa, Chordata, Actinopteri, Istiophoriformes, Xiphiidae. The coding region runs from base 127 to 1014 and encodes 295 amino acids.